This is a messenger RNA of Metarhizium brunneum ARSEF 3297, 3339 nucleotides long. RefSeq lists its product as uncharacterized. The record is from RefSeq and is a predicted model, not a curated record. Gene Ontology annotation, cellular component: nuclear RNA-directed RNA polymerase complex. Gene Ontology annotation, biological process: siRNA processing. NCBI's taxonomy places the organism in Eukaryota, Fungi, Ascomycota, Sordariomycetes, Hypocreales, Clavicipitaceae. Gene Ontology annotation, molecular function: RNA-directed RNA polymerase activity.
AUGCUCGAUGAUCAAGCAAGCACCAACUCGGUGAUGGACAAGCAAAGCAGACCUGAUGAGAAUGACCAGAGUCUCGUUCAGGUGCCGAUUCGACUGCCUGCGACAUGCACAGCCCGCCAGAUAGCAUAUGGCAAAUUAAAUCUUGACAAAAACGACGACACCCUGAAAUUUGCCCAGCGCGGCUGCCAUGAUGCCGCCGCGGGCAUAGAAUUCGCCCAUGACGCCAUCACAAUCAGCGUCGCUGAACUUGAUCGCAUUAGCAUCCCUAAUCGUACAGUUGGACGCAUCUUUGUUGACCGCUCAAAAUUUGCUCUCACCAUGGCUUUGCAUGAGCCCCCAAGGUUCUAUUCUCGGCAUGAUGUCGUGUGCAAUUGGUACCGGCGGGCUGUCAUGCGGAAUUCACCUUACUACAGGACUUACAGCAUACGAUUUGAGGCAGACAUGUUCGAUCGAGCUGUCAACGCCCUUGAACCAAGGCGGAGCUUUCGCAUGUUGCACCGACUACUACCUGUACAACACGAGCAUUCCGGCAGCAAUGAUGCCUCCAGUUUAGUAGAGGAUCUCGAAUUACGUUUGCACAACCUUCACUGCCAGGAGAGUAUGAUACCAUUCACUUUGCUAUUCCAGGCUGUUGCGCUGGCACGAAGCGGUCAUUUGGAUCCGGCGACUGGCUGUGAUAUAAUCCACGAAGCACGACAUCUUCUGCACCAUGCGGAACCCAAUGUCCCGGCAGUCACUCAACUCUUUCGGAGGCGGUUAUUUCAAGCUGCAUCGGAAUCAGCUCUAGACGCCAGCCAUCGUGGACACAAUGUCUCAAGGCGUCCCGAAAACUCGGCAAGUUCACGCGUAACCGAAAGACACUUGCUCGAGCAACAAGCGCAUGACAGUAGGAGUCCUGCUAGCGGGCGGGCUCUGGUGCUCAAGGCCUUGGUCACUCCCACUCGGAUCGUACUGCGAGGCCCAGACCUGGAAACCAAAAACAGAGUUCUACGCAUGUUUCCUGGGAAAUCAGACCACUUCCUACGCGUGACAUUUGGUGAUGAGGACGGCGAGGACCUGUCAUAUGGUGAUAGAACUUGCAACGACGAUAUUUUCGAGCACUACCGCCGUAUUCUUCUGCGAGGCCUGACGGUGGCUGGACGGAGAUUCGAAUUUCUAGCCUUUUCGCACUCAUCUUUACGAUCCCACUCCGCUUGGUUUUGCUCCCCUUUCGUCGGCCAGUCUCUAACCGUGCAGGACUGUCGAUCCAUUGUCAAAUCGCUCGGCGUGUUCCAAAACAUUCGCAUACCGGCAAAAUGCGCGGCGAGGAUCGGACAAGCAUUCUCCGAAACACCGAUUGCUCUAUCGCUGCCCCAAAGAGGUAUUCGGCUGCAAUAUAUCGACGAUGUCAAAAAUUCGGCGGGGACUCGCGUCUUCAGUGACGGCGUAGGUACCAUUUCUAUGAAUGCCCUACAGGAGGUAUGGGGUUGUCUUCCCGAACGGUUAGGACGGCCAACUUGUAUCCAGAUCCGGAUUGCUGGCGUGAAGGGCAUGCUGUCCCUGGAUUCUAAGCUGCGCGGCAAAUAUAUAUGUAUUCGGAGCGAAUCCAUGAUGAAGUUCAAGAGCCAAGACCUUGACGUCCUUGGCAUCUGCGAUGUUGGAUCCAGGCCACUGAGAUUCACACUCAACCGGCAGAUCGUUAAGAUUCUCGAAGAUAUGGGUAUCCACCACAACUGGUUUCUGGCAUGGCAAGACAAAGCAAUCAGGAACUUUCUGAGAGUGGCCUCCAGUAUUCGCCACACCAGGGCCUUCCUCAGGCAGUAUGAGGUCGGGGCAAGUCUGCGACUGCCCGAGUUGCUUGAGAAAUUGGAAGAAAAUGGCAUCGACUAUCGAGAAGACGACUUCCUGAGAUCAGUGGUUGGUCAAGCGAUUCUUGGUGAGCUGAGAUUCCUGAAGUACAAAGCCCGCAUCCCCGUCAGCAAAGCCGUCACCUUGUUUGGAGUCAUGGAUGAGACAGGCUUCUUGCAGGAAGGCCAAAUAUAUGUAACCUAUGAUGUUGUGGGCCACCCGGGAGCCACCGGCAUCGAAGCUGUUCCAGCAGAGGGUCGGGCUCUAGUGACCAGAUCGCCAGCGCUUCAUCCUGGGGAUAUUCAGUACGUGGAGAUGGUCACACCUCCAUUUGGGCAUGCGCUCCUUGAAUUGAGGAACUGCAUCGUCUUUAGCAGCCAAGGAUCGCGUGACCUCCCGAGCAUGCUGAGCGGUGGUGACCUGGAUGGAGACCUGUACAGCGUAAUCUGGGAUUCAGAUGCUAUUCCCACAAGGAACUUGAAGCCCGCAGAGUAUCCUCGCAUAAGCCCCAAACCCUACAAGCGUCAGGUUCGUCAGGAAGACAUGGCCAACUUCUUCGUCGACUUUAUGAAAAACGAUGUCUUGGGAAUCAUAGCCACCAGACACCAAAUGUAUGCCGAUCUAAAACCUGCGGGCACGCUAGAUCCAGAAUGCAUCCGGCUGGCCGAGAUGCAUUCAGCGGCAGUCGAUUACUCAAAAUCAGGCGUACCGGUUGAGGCACAUUUCAUUCCAAAAGUGCCGCAAGCGCGAGCCGACUUCUUGGUUCCGGCCCCAACUCUAUCUCUACAUCUAGCCCAUGAUGCGAGUUACUUUGAACGACUGACAACUUGUAUCUCCGAGUCUGAAACAAGUCCAGCACAGCCAGGCUUUGCAACUUAUCAAUCAAACAAGAUACUCGGAAGAUUAUUCCGUGAAAUCGACGAACAUAGGAUAUGGAAGGAAAGUACGCAAGCAGAAGUAACUGCUCGUACUUCUGGUGGCAUAUGGGAUGGGUUGCUCAAACACGUCGAGUCAGAUUUAUCUGCUGUCAACAUUAUCCUGGAUUGGGAGACGAAAUUGGCAACGGCAAAAAACCUGCGCACCGAGUACGACACGGCUCUGGCUGAAACUUUGCGCCAGUUUUCAGUCAACCCAAAAGGGCAAGUGUCUGAAGUUGAAGCCUUCUCCGGCCGCAGCUUGAACUCGGCUGGGAGACAGUCGCGACGACACCGCGUUUAUUCUGCAAAACUCGCAGACAGGAUGGAGGAGUUGACGGCAUGGAUGUCGGGGCGGAUUCGUGAAUGCAGUGCGCUAGAGCUCGCCGAGCCAAGCAUUUUCGUGAACGAGCAGGGUGAUGAGCCGAGACAACAACAGCAGCGUCUGGUCGAGCUAUGCAGAGCGUGUGUCGCUGUUGGGGGUACAGGUAGCAUGUAUGGCCCAGCAGAGGAUGUCGGGCAGCCUGUUGGGCUGGAAAGCUUUCGCGUCCUGGCAGCGGGCAUUUUGCUCAGCGAAGUGCAGAAACUCUUGUGGUAG